Messenger RNA from Peronospora farinosa, 1017 nucleotides. Lineage: Eukaryota; Oomycota; Peronosporomycetes; Peronosporales; Peronosporaceae. The record is from the annotation of a GenBank genome assembly.
AUGCCACGAUGGCAUAACUUGGGUUUUCGACGGCGCUCCGCCGCUAGUAAAAGGGAAAUCGCAGGAGCUCACCCAACAAGCGGAGAGCAAGCUCAGCCGACAUGGGGUUGUCUUUUUUCCAACCCACAGAUCCACCACUAUCCGUGGUCCGCACCGCCUACGGUCCCCAACCAUCGACUAUUCACUUUUUUGAAAAAACAAGCUUUUCAGGCGACAAAGCGCGGUCUCGCAGCACCGCUGAAGCAGGUCAUCGAUCGGCUAGCCACAAAGAGCCAGAAUACGCGGUGGCAAUGCACAGCUUUAAAUGUCACGCCGGCUCAGCUAUGGGAUCACGGCCAUGCGGUAACGGAAUACCAGCUAUGGACACGAUAUCGACACGCUACCGGACAGCUAAACUUUUGGUACCAAAACCGACCCCCGGACGGAUCAUGCACAUAUUUGGAAUGUGUAGGCCAAAAGGAAACCCAGGAGCAUCUCUUUUGGGGAUGUCCCCGCGCUCAGGCAAUCUGGGCCCGGCUUAUCAGUCAUUGGGAGAGUACACCUCACCAUCCUACCCACCUCCUGGAUUGGCUUGAACACUGCGCAAACUGUAGCGUACCACGCAUCUCGCCGCAGGUCACAGCAAAGCUGUUAGCCCGGUACCCGGAAGACAUUGAUCUAUUCGCCACAGCCUGGAGGACGAUUUGGGAAGUCGCAGUGACCGUCAUUAUCACAAUGCUCUGGCAACUUCGCGUGGAUAGGAUUUUUAACAAUGCGCUUAUUCCGAUACAAGCCAGUGAAACUUUGAUCUGGAAUAGGAUUCAGCUCCAACUGAGGGCGCUCAUCAAACGUCUCCAUUGCAGAGCGGCCACAGCCGUCCGUGGAGCCCAACUAUCUGCAUGUUACGACAUAUUUAUAUCAGAACCGAUAGGGCAGUCCGGCGUUCAUAGACGUGCUGCCAGCCGUAGGCAAUUCCCGGACCCUCCAGCGUUGCUAGUGUGGUUAACUACCUACCAGAGAUCUUGCACUAAUCAGUAA